AUGGAUCGCCUAGGCAUCUAUUUCAACAACCUUACAGACACUAUUGUCGGACGAACAACCCUCCCGGUUAUCCGCAAAUGGGGACAUCCUUGGUUCCUCCUACCUAAGACCAACGAGGCCGCUAUCGCAUUCCUCACGGAGAGCGAGAUCCGCACUCUUCAUCGUCGAUUCGGGCACCCAGCGGUCCCAAGACUUCACAACCUCCUACGGCAAGCUGGCCACAACGAUGUGACGAUAGAUAUCCUAGAGAACAUCUCGAGAUUCUGUCAUCACUGUCAAAUGCACUCUCAAGCUCCAAGACGCUUCAAAUUCACCCUAAAGGAUGACCAGGAAUUCAACUACGAAAUCGUCGCUGAUGUGCUCUACCUUGGAACCCUCAACGCCCCGUCUUGCACGUGGUAG
Molecule: messenger RNA, 402 nt
Organism: Hirsutella rhossiliensis
Lineage: Eukaryota; Fungi; Ascomycota; Sordariomycetes; Hypocreales; Ophiocordycipitaceae
Product: GAG-pre-integrase domain-containing protein
Exons: 1
Coding region: 1-402 (133 amino acids)
Source: RefSeq, a predicted model, not a curated record